AUGAGCGGUGGACAAGCAGCGGAGGGCGCAGGGUGCGUUACGUGGUGGGGACUGAGUCCGGCUCGGGACCUGCUUUCUGCAGGCCCUGCGAGACGAGAAGAGGAGGCCAAUGUUCUCCUGGUUGGCAGCGCAGAUCCACGACAUAUUCUGAAGACCAUUAGUGGUUUGAGGAUUGAAGAAAGCCUCCAUGUGUGGGUGAUAGAAAGCAGCAUGGAGGUGGUGGCUCGCCAGCUGUUGCUCCUCUACCUGGCACUGAUGCCCCAGGAAAGCAUGGGACUGAACGAGAAGACAGAGGUCUACCUGGAGGUGUUUGGGAACGGUGAGAUCCGCGGCCAAACAGAGGAAAUACUGAGAAACGCAGCAUCACAGCUUUCUCUGUGUGUUACUGAAACAAUGGAGACGGCCGCACACCCCUGUCUCAACACAACUCUCCUCAAGUUUAAGGAGCGAGAUGAGCUGGCCAGGAUAUUCAAAUCGUGGAUCCCGCCUCAGUCUUCAUCAUCUUCAUCCGAGCGUUCUGUUCCCAUCGUCAUGUCCAAAGCCUGGGAUUAUCGGGUCAGGCAACACCUAGGAACAAGAUACGACUCCAAGAAAGGCUCCUUCGACUGGGACCUCACAAUGAAGCUGCAAGACAAAGGGUGUGGUGUCAUCAAUAAACAACAAUAUGUGAAAUGGAGGGAGCGGGGUUUGGCGUUCGAAAUGAGGGAAGGUGUCUACCAAAUAACCAAUCCAACUUUACUCUCGUCAAGAGUGUUCCGUCAGAGAGGGAACAAAGUUGCUGUGAGAGGUUACUGGGGAGACAUAGUAUCCAGUCCCUACCUCUCCUUUGGCAUUGAAAGUGAUGACGAGAGCCUUCUGAAGAGACAAAAUGCAAAACAUAUCAAGACAGCCCAGGAUAUCUCAAUUGCAAAUGUGCAGGCAUUGUUCCAGUCGCUGUCCAGUAGAAGGGGCUGCCCCUCUCCUUCCCAGGCAGACACAGAGGGACAGGAGCCAUCCACACAGAUAGACCAAAAAUCUGUCCCCAUUAACGACUUGAUGCGUCUGAGCGGCCUCUCUGUGACCUUCCUGCCUUUGGACUCACUUCACAAACUGCCAGAGAAAAAGAAGUAUUCCCACUUCUUCAAAACCAUUUACCUCUCCAUUAGCUGCGCCCACCAGUUGGGCCCGACGAUGACACAGAUCGCAGCACCAGACGCUGUGGUUGUCAUGGAGUUGGCCAAGUACGUUUUGGAUCUGACCAAAGACCAGGAAGCAGAAUUUGCAAAGAAAGUGGCGAGCAUCGCUGUGGAGGCUGGAUUUGAACCGUGGUGUGACGGGAGGAGUGAUGACGUCCAUGCUGUGUUCAUACCAAAGACAAAGUAA
This is a messenger RNA of Limanda limanda (common dab), 1362 nucleotides long. RefSeq names its product dynein axonemal assembly factor 3-like. The transcript is spliced from 11 exons. NCBI's taxonomy places the organism in Eukaryota, Metazoa, Chordata, Actinopteri, Pleuronectiformes, Pleuronectidae. Gene Ontology annotation, biological process: motile cilium assembly; axonemal dynein complex assembly. The record is from RefSeq and is a predicted model, not a curated record. The coding region runs from base 1 to 1362 and encodes 453 amino acids.